AACACCAAACAUUCGUGUAACAAGUUUUAUUUGCUUUUUAACCAACCAGUUGGUCUAUCAACGUCUUUUGACGUAUGCAGGAGACAAUCUCCUGCCACCAAAAUACAAUAAAGUCAUUAUCAGCCUGGUUAUCCUUUUUCGUAAACUGGAAUGGCUUUUCGCAAAAAAGAAAAUGUAAACUGGAAUGGCUACUAGUUAACCAAUGUUUCCUAAACUGAACAGAACUUUUUAUUAAUUGGGCAACGCUUGGGACCCGAAGUCAGAUAUUGAAUUGAUGAUGCACUCACUGCUGCUAGAUACAAUCAGACAGUAACCAACUCCAAGGCCACUCUUUAAAAACACCACUACUCUCCCAUUUGGGCCUUCUAAAAUUGACACUACCUGGGAAAGACAGAGGCAGAACAAGGACUAGGACGACAAUCAUAUCGAUGCCACGGAGUUGAUGAAAAGUGGCCCAGCAUAUUUAGGGUCUGUAUAGGGAAUAAGAAAGAUGGAUGAAGAAGAGGUUCAUAUCGCGACCGGGAAGAACUUCAGAAAGGAGAAAGCUAACAUAUUAUGGGCUGCUGCAAAUUUUCCAAGGGCCACCAUAGUUCUUGUCCACGUUCAUUGGCCAUCCAAGUGGAUGCCCUUCAUGGGUGGAAAGCUGCUAUACAAGUUUGCAGAUGAAAAGGAGAAGGAGAUGCAUAGAGGUAGAGAAACGGAGGCAAUGGUCAAGAUGCUAUUAAAAUAUAAAAGCCUAUGUGAUGAUACAAGAGAGGUUAGAGCACAUUACCUUACACAUGAUGACAUCCUUGCUGGUGUUGUAAACCUGGUAAAGAAGCUCAAAAUCAAGAGAAUUGUCAUCGGUUCAAGGAACAUGUCAAAGAAUGCGGUUCUUCGUAAAUGCUCUCAGGUUUGGGUGGUGCUUAAUGGCAAAUAUCUGUCCACUAGCAAUGAUCAUCUGGAGCAUACUGGAGGCACUGGAUAUGGAGGGAGCUCUGAAUUGCUGGCAUGUAUACAUGAGCUGAGCGAGGAAUCUGAUGGCUAUGCAACACCACCAAGUGAUUUUUAUGUAUCAUUUCAGGAAGAGGAUAUCGUGGAUGAGGAUGGGGUGAUUCCAUUGGAUAGUGAUGAACAAUUGGAAAAGUAUGAUGUGCAGGAAACUGAACAAGGCAUUGAGGAAAUAAAUGCUUCUGAGGAAGUGGGCAAAAUUUCUGAUGAUGAGAUACGGAGUUCCAGAAAUAUGAAUGAAGAGUCUGAAAAAUUGAUGGAGGAAAUGGACAAACUGCGAAGGAAAUUGAAAGAGCUGCAGGACGAGAGGCAUAAUCAUGAAGAAAGCAUCUUGUCGCCAAGAAGAAAGAAUGUAUUUCUGAAGGAGCAAACAUUACCCCAACAAAGAUACCCAGAGCUGCAAAUUCCAGAACAUAUUGUGCAGUACUCCAUGUCGCACAUUGGGAAAGCGACCAACAACUUCUACUCAAGAAACCUCAUAGGGGAAGGAGGCUAUGGCCUAGUGUACAAAGGAAAACUAGGUAGUAUGCCAGUGGCUAUCAAGCUGUUGAGACCCCAUGGUAAACCCCAUGGUAGACAAGGUUUUCCAGAGUAUCAGCAGGAGGUUGUUGUGCUUAGCCGAAUCCAACACCCACACAUCGUGAAGCUGAUCGGCGUGUGCCCAGAAUCAUGUGGCCUCGUCUACGAGCACCUCCCCAACGGCACACUCAUGGACGGGCUCUCCAAGGGGCUUCCAUGGAAGGACCGUAUCAGGAUCUUGGCCGAACAGCGUUCCGCGCUGGCGCACCUCCACUCGAGCCGGCCCCACGCCAUCAUCCACGCGGACCUGAAGCUGACAAACAUCCUCCUCGACGCCGGGAAUGGGAGUCGGCUAGGAGACUUCGGGACGGCGCGCAUCGUGCAGAUGAAGCCGCUGGAGGAGGACACCAUCUGCCGGCGGACGAACCCGAUGGGCACAAUGGGGUAUAUGGACCCCGUAUUCUUCACGACGGGCGAGCUCACCGCGGAGUCGGACGUGUACGCGUUCGGCGUGGUGAUACUGCAGGUCCUCACGGGGCUGCUCGACCUAAACAUCGUCGAGCAGGUGCAGGAAGCGAUGAAGAUGGACGCCGUGCACGGCCUGCUGGACGCGUCGGCCGGCAGCUGGCCGGAGGUGCAGGCAGAGCGGCUCAUGCGGCUGGCGCUGAGGUGCUGCAACCUGGAGCGGAAGCGGCGGCCAGCCGUCACCUCCGACGCCGAUUGGAGAUCGCUGGACAUCCUGCGGACCAUGGCGACUGCAAGUAAAUCCCGGAAAUGGAGUCAUGCAAUUGCAAACUGAAGAACUACGUACGCCAGCAGCACCACAGUGCAUCGGCGAGAUGCCAACAGAACAUAAUGGGUUUGGUCUGUGAAUCUAAACUGCCGUAUGCGUUUGGUUUGUGAUGAUAUAGAAUUUCUCUU
Hordeum vulgare subsp. vulgare (domesticated barley) is the source of this 2430-nucleotide messenger RNA. Its product is annotated as U-box domain-containing protein 33-like. The record is from RefSeq and is a predicted model, not a curated record. The transcript is spliced from 10 exons. The coding region runs from base 491 to 2308 and encodes 605 amino acids. Gene Ontology annotation, molecular function: protein kinase activity; ATP binding. NCBI's taxonomy places the organism in Eukaryota, Viridiplantae, Streptophyta, Magnoliopsida, Poales, Poaceae. Gene Ontology annotation, biological process: protein phosphorylation.